UAAAAGAAAUUUGGAGGACAUCUUCUUUGACAAAGUUCAGACAACACAAAAACAAAAGAAAUGAUUAAAGUGAAUCUGUUAUUCUUAAUACGGUGAGCUAUGAAAAUUUUAUUUUCAUGGCUCCACUCUACCCUUUUCUGUUCUAUAAAUACCUCUUUCUUCCCCAUCACCCACCACAUAUACCUCCCUUUCUCUCUCUCUCAUUGAGCACAAAAAUGGAAGCAGGUCCACCAUUGACAGCCAAGAAAGCGUGCAACAUGCUACGUUUAAUCUUCUUGAUGAUGCAGAAGGGUAUGUUAAAGAGCAAGCUCAUGCUUGAUCUCCAUUUCUUGAUGAAACGAGGCAAGAUCCUAAGGAAAGCCUUGAACGACAUCAUGGUCCAACAACACAACACUCUGAGUUGCAUUUCACAUGAUGUUCACAUGUCAUUCAUAUCUCCUAGAGAGUAUGAGUUCAGCUGCAGCGGCAGCCCUGCUUAUAAAUUCUACAGCUACAAGCAGCCUUAUUACCAAGCCAAGAGGCGGAAACUCCACGCUCACUACAAACACACGCGGAUCCACGCGCCAUCACUUGGCGGUGAUGAUAUGGCGUCGGGUAGCUGCGGCGGUGAUGUGGCAGUUGAGGCAUCGCCUUUGGUGGGCUCAGCUGGGUGGUUCGGGACGUGGAGCCCGAUGGUUAGACAAGUGAGAAUAACCGACUCGCCAUUCACGAUGAGGGAUGCUGACGAGGAUUGCCAGGUGGACAAGGAGGCUGAGGAGUUUAUAGAGAUGUUUUACAAGGAAUUAAGGUUGCAGAAGGGGAUGGCUGCUCGGUAAGCGGCAGUUCAGUAAACGUGGCACGUGUGGGGCCACCUGUAAGAGAAGUCCAGUUUCUGGCUUGUUUCAGGUGAUAGGGCGGUCAAUGCAUGAAUUUUUAGUUUCUGUAAUUUGCUUAUUGUACAUUUGGGAUGAGCUUUCGCCCUUUUUUUCUUUUCUUUUUUUCCUUGUAGUUUGUUCGUGCUCCGCUCACCGUACGUGUCACCUCUAUAUAUAUGUAUGUAUAUUCUCCAAGCAGAAAAUUAAGAAG
This is a messenger RNA of Populus nigra (black poplar), 1065 nucleotides long. RefSeq lists its product as uncharacterized. Lineage: Eukaryota; Viridiplantae; Streptophyta; Magnoliopsida; Malpighiales; Salicaceae. The transcript has a single exon. The record is from RefSeq and is a predicted model, not a curated record. Bases 117 to 815 code for a protein of 232 amino acids.